UUUCGCAUGUUUCACGCUCAUUUCAAAAAAAACUGAAUGAGUAUUUUUUGAAUAACUUUUGAUAGAAACAAGAUAGAGAGCUGCGGUUUUCACCAUUGGAAAGAGCUGAUAAAGAUGCAUCGAAUGGCACAUUAUAAAGUUUUCGGACCUGCAUGUUAUAUGGUUUUCAAUUGAUCUUUUUAAGAACAACUCUAUCCCGUAAGAUGUUUACAGUGAAGUGUCAAUAAUCAGGUGCGCAUUCAAACUACUAAUUGAAGAACCACAAACUGUGGAAGGCUGAGAUGAAUAAUACAUAUUCUAGUUGAGCCUUUACUACGAUUUUCUUGCAAUUUCCGUGAGAAAUGCUCACUUUUAUGCUUUUUCCUUCAUAAAAAAAAAACAUUUUCCCGAUAGUUAGAAAAUUGAAUACAAAUACUUCAGAAACCAAUAUUACAAAAACUUAUAAUACACGAUUCGAUGCAUCUUCAUCUGCUCUUUCUAACGGUGAAAAGCGCAGUUCUCUAUCGUGUUUCUAUCAAAAAUUAUUCGAAAAAUACUCACUAGCAUUGCUAUAACCGUGAAACAUGCGAAAAAAACAGCUCUUAGAGGAAUUUCGUUAUUAUAACUUUAGUUGAAAUAUGAUUAAAUAGCAUAGAAAAAUAGAACAUUCUUUUCUCUAUCAGACUAUAUAGAGAGAAAUUUCUUAAAGCUUAUUAUACGGUAUUAAAGUGUCAAAAUCACUACUCUUGGUAUGCCCUAAGUACGUUAAAAGAAUUUAUCUUCUACUCUAGUUUGGACAGUAUCAUAAUAAACAAUGAUUUUAUCAAGUCUUUAGCAGAUAGUUGUUGUUUUCAUUUAUUAAAAUUUCUUAAUGAUUGUUGUUAUUUCUUUCUUUUUUUCAGGUGAUCAUUACAAUGACUAUGAUGAUUCAGACAGUAACAAUCGAAGUAGUUCAAAAACAAGUAAUGGUAAUAGUGGAAAACGUCAUAAAGAUUUUGUCGAAUUAGAUGGUCGUUGGCGAUCAACGAAUCCUGGAAUUAUUGAAGAUUGUGUACAUAAAGUGGAAGAUGUAGCACAAAAAGUUAAAGAAUUAGUUUUAGAACAACGACGACCAUCACACGAUCAUGAACCUGACUUCAGUGAUGAUGACGAUCAUUCAUCCCGCCGCCGACAUACAGAAUUUACCGACUCUCCACAGAUACAACGAAAAGAUAAUAUUGACAAUAAUUACACAGACAAAAAAUCAAAGGAUAGUGAUUUUGAAUCAAGUGAAAAGCAGCAGCAACGGCGAACAACAGUGAAGUCAAAUGAACAAUCGGUCCCAGUUAAAGAAAUAAAACAACCUGCAAAAACAGCUAUAUCUCCUCCCGUCCAAUUACCAAAACCUGUCGUUGCCACUCCUCAAAUUGAUUUAUUAUCGUCUGAUGAUUUCGCUCCAUUCCAAGCAGCUCCCGUCACUCAAGAUGCAGACGACGAUUUUGGGCAUUUUCAUGAAGCAACCGUCACACAAUCUGUGCAACAAUCUCCACUAUUUUUUACUAAUCCGAAUCCAACAACAACAACCACAACUACCCCUGUUAGUCCCACAUCGUUAUCGCUUGAUCCAUUUGAUUCGUUAUUACCUUCUCCAUCGUCUACAAUCAACAAUUCGUCUACUGCUGGCCCAGUUCUAAAACCUAUACCAGCAUCUGCUGCUACCGCCACCACUCAAAAUAACCAAAAUGAUUUUGAUUUUUUUAUGUCAACAUCGUCUCAACCACAAAUUUUCGGUCAACCAUCAUCGCAACAAUUUAACGCUUUUCAACCGCAAAUGACAACGUCCACAUCAUAUCAAUCUAUCCCAAAAACACAUGGUGGAAUAAUGCCAAGUAACAAUAGUUUCGAUAACAUGUGGAGUGAUUUGAGUGGUAAAAUAGAUAUCAGUUUAAACACAUUAUCACCGCAUAGUCGCGGUGGCAAACAACAAAAUUCUCUUCCAAUGAAUCAAUUAACUAACAAUGGUUUUCAAAGUCCCACCAGUCCAACAAGUGGAUUUUCUCCAAUUAAUAGUCAAUUAUUUCAACGUCCAAACACAUCAACAACUCAAAAUAUGAGGGGUCUUCGUCCAGCACUACUGAAGUAG
Molecule: messenger RNA, 2101 nt
Organism: Didymodactylos carnosus
Lineage: Eukaryota; Metazoa; Rotifera; Eurotatoria; Philodinida; Philodinidae
Source: the annotation of a GenBank genome assembly